AUGACUAAUGAAGAGCUACUCCAAAAGCUCAUGACUGAAAUAGGGACCAAAUUAAAUGCUAGACUAGAUAAGCAUGAUGAGAACAUUAGAAACAUCCAGAUGUCCCAAAUGAGUUUAGAGAAACAAGUUGCACAAGUGGCUAAUUCUUUGAACUUGCAUCCCCAAGGUGGACUGCCGGGCGAUACUGAACCCAAUCCAAAGCAAUUGCAUGCGGUAAGCACUAGAAGUGGGUUGAAAUUAGAGGAACUAUCUCCAAAGAAGAGAGACACUGAGGCAAGUAACAAAGAAAAGAAUGUGGAAGAGGUAGUAAAAAGCUCCAAUGUUGAGGUACCAAUUCCUCAAAAGAAAUUACCACCUCCAUUUCCACAGAGGCUCAAAAAGCUGAAUGAAGAUGAAUGCUUCGGUAAGUUUCUCUCUCUCCUUAAACAGGUUCACAUUAAUCUACCGUUGGUUGACAUUUUGCAGGGUAUCCCGAAGUAUGCUAAAUACGUGAAGGACAUAGUGGCCAACAAGAGGAAACUCACUGAAUAUGAAACUGUAGCACUUACUGAGGAGUGCAGCUCAAGGAUUCAAAACAGAUUGCCCAAAAAGUUAAAAGAUCCGGGUAGUUUUACUGUGCAAAUUACAAUUGGACAAAGUGCUUAUGCCCGGGGGUUGUGUGAUUUGGGGGCAAGUAUAAAUUUAAUGCCUCUAUCUUUGUACCAAAAGCUUGGGUUGGGUAGUCCAAAGAGAACCAUUGUUAUUCUCCAACUUGCAGAUAGAUCCAUUGCUAGGCCAGAAGGGGUGGUAGAAGAUGUGGCAUUGAUUGAUGUAGCAGCUGGUCAACUAACCAUGACGGCACAUGAUAAGGUAGAGGUAUUUGAUGUUUAUCAUGCUUUAAAAUUACCUUCUAUUUAUGAAGAGUUGUCCGCUAUUACUGUAAUUGAUACUAUAAUAGAGUCACAGUUAGUUUUGCCCGAAGACCCAUUAGAAAGAGUGUUAGUGGGUCAACAGUUAGAGGGAGAUGUUGAAGUUCAAGAGACUGAAUCAUUCUUAAAUCUAGCAGUUGAGACAACAUUAAGAAUCUUGAAGCGGAGGAAGAAAGCAAUUGGAUGGUAA
Molecule: messenger RNA, 1098 nt
Organism: Solanum verrucosum
Lineage: Eukaryota; Viridiplantae; Streptophyta; Magnoliopsida; Solanales; Solanaceae
Exons: 3
Coding region: 1-1098 (365 amino acids)
Source: RefSeq, a predicted model, not a curated record